Carassius carassius (crucian carp) is the source of this 1825-nucleotide messenger RNA. Its product is annotated as RING finger protein 122. The coding region runs from base 1062 to 1460 and encodes 132 amino acids. NCBI's taxonomy places the organism in Eukaryota, Metazoa, Chordata, Actinopteri, Cypriniformes, Cyprinidae. The record is from RefSeq and is a predicted model, not a curated record. The transcript has 5 exons. Gene Ontology annotation, molecular function: zinc ion binding.
CCAUCAUGCUACAGAAAACAUUUAUAGUUUGUCAGAGAACCGAGCAAUAAUCUUUCUACCAAAUUAUAGCGGCAACUUACUUGUCUUGGAUUGAAAGAUGACCGUUUUACUCCCAGAUACUAAAAGCCUUGUACCAUCAUGGUUUUGUGUUGCUAUUUAAUUGUAUUGCAUAAGGUUAAACCAUUGUUGUCUAAAUAAUGUUCACAGCUCUGGAAAUUGUCCAAUUUGUGAUGAAAUAGCUUGAACCCGAAAGUAAACAUGGUACACUUAACAGCAACUUUUGGAGGACUUCCACAAGUCUUGAUCAAGUAAAUAAACAGCUAGCUAGAUAGCUAGUUAAAUAAAAACACAACAUAGCAGGUUUUUUUCCAUCACAACCAAGACAAAGAUAUAGUAUGGUUACAUAAAAUUUCCUGGAAAACACUGCAUGAAAAUUCAGUUAGAAUUCAGUUAAUAUGCACAUUAACAGCCGUUAUUUUGCUGUGAUUUAAAGAUUACAUUGCAAUAUAUAUUAAACUGUAAAUAAUAAACUUUAAAACAUAAGCUAUUGCAUUUAUCUGUUGAACACAUCAUCCAACACAAGUUACAUCUCUUGUUUUUCAGUUUUAAAAGAUGUAUUACAGUGAAAAGUUCAUGCUGCUCAGCGAGGUUCAACAAUGAGAGCAGUGUUACAUGGAGUUGAGAAACACGAGGACAGUCCACAGGCUCACAGUAUGCAAUAUGCAUGCAGGGGACACUGAGAAGUGUGCACAUGAGAAUCACAGUGAUGUGUGUUGUCUUUCAAGGGUCUGACAAAAAGAAAUAUGCAACCCACUCAAAUAACAGAUUCAUGAUGUAUGAGUAAUAAAUAACAUAUAUGUUUUUAUUCAAUUUGAAUUGUGCAUCCAUUUUACUGAUUAAAAAAAAGGUGAGCAAAAAAAGAAAUCCUAAGCAGUCUUGAGCUCUCAUGACUCUCACCAUAAACACUAACAAAUACUAUUGACAAAAAUCAUGGUUUUGUUUGUUCUCUUGCAGCAUGCCUAUGUGACUCAGAUUAACAGAUUACAGAAAAGUUCUGCAAAAUGACCACAGACAUCAGCGGUCGUCUUCCUCUCAAUGUCUAUGUCAUCUUUCUUGGGAUAGGCCUCUUCGUCUUCAUGUUGGGCAUGAUCUUCUGUUGCUACCUAUUCAGAUUAAGGCGACAGGGCACACAAGAACAAUAUGGAUAUAAUGAGGUCAUUCUAAAAGGUCCAGGGAAAAAACUGAGUCUUCUUGGACAGACCUGUGCAGUUUGCUUGGAAGAGUUUCGGAGCCGGGAUGAACUAGGGGUUUGCCCUUGUUCUCAUGCGUUUCACAAAAAGUGUCUGGUGAAGUGGCUGGAAAUUCGCAGUGUUUGCCCCAUGUGCAACAAGCCUAUCUGCAGGCUCCAGGCAGAUCCUCUGCAGGGGGCCGAGGGGCCCCAGAACCCCCUGGAGGUGUGACAGAAGAGGGACGUCACUGCUCAGAGAUAGGCAGGCUCUCACACACCUAAGAACAGCGUUAAAAAACACCACAAUACUGGGCCGGGUGGGUGGGCAGACUAGUCCGAAAAUACAUAACAAUCGCCCCUGUCCACCAAUCACCAGAUUUCUCCUGCAUACGUAGAUGGGGGGAGGGAGGGAAAGCGGGAUUUUCCCAGUGCAACUGAACUGAUGUGCCGUAUUCUUGGCCAUAAUGUAGCUUGCAGCAAGAUAAAUUGAUGCCUUGUGGACUCCAAACAGACAAAUAUUCAGACCAGGACAGAUGCACAAAACAUGAGGUCUGUGGAAUAUGUGUGAAGUUACAGAAGUCCUCCUCUAACAGAGAC